UGAUCACGUUAAUUAAAGUCAAACGUAACCAUCAGUCCGCGCGCGCCCGCGCGCGCACAUCGGUCACCUCUCUCAGCUAGGUUGCAGGUUGCAGUGUCUGGGGAACAGUCGCGCGCGCGGGCUUGUUAUUAACGUUAACAACGUUAUCUCUCGCGUCACUCGUGCCCCCAACAACGACUGCUGCUGCUGCUGCUGUGGUGAGAGGAAGAGGAGGAAGAAGAGGAGGCUCAGGGGGACAGAGGGAGCUGUGGUUCAGGUGCUCCGCUGUGAUUGAGACUUUUCGUCAGAGAUGAACCCGCGGCUCUGGAGCAGCGCCCCGACUUGACGACAAGUGUUUAUCUGUUGAACCGCCAUUGUUUUAUCGGUGAUGGGAUUCCUCCAGGAGCGACCUGCCGCCUAACCCCGCUGUGAGGUAUUUCCACCAGCAUGGAUUUCUUCAAAGAUCUGGAUGGACUAUAAAACUGUGAUGCUUUGCAAGUUUUUCAUGGCUCUUCUGAGAAUUUGCUAACGCCUGGAAUACAAACUUUGCAUAGUUUGAGGAUUGAUUUACAUAGCUGUGGUUUUUGACAAACCGUGGUCCGCUAAAAGUAAUGGAGACAGAAGAGAGGGAGGAUGUGUCACAGAAACAUACAGCCAACAUGAAGGAGGAGGCCAGCGAAGAUGUGACCUCUGGCCACACCUGUGGGGUGUGUGGUCGCAGCUUUCCUCUCCUCAGCUCUCUGUCCCAACACAUGAGGAGACAUACAACAGAGAAGCCUUACAAAUGUCCAUACUGUGAGCACAGGACAGCACAAAAAGGCAGCCUGAAAGCCCACAUCCGAAGCCAUAAACUGGGCCUUUUGGACCAUACUCCCAGUGUUAAGGAGGAGGAUGGGAAUCAGAAGCAGACCGAGAACACUGAGACUCCAGACCCUGCAGAAAUCACGACAGAAGUUACGACAUCUGAAAAAUCUCCUCAGGUCAAUGGGAAGGUGAAGAAAAAAGCAACCAAGAAAAAAGUUAAGGGGAAAAACAGUGUCAAGACAAAUCAAGAUGGGUCUUUUUCUUGCAGUCUUUGUAGCCAGGUUUUCCCUCAGGUACUGCUCCUUAAAUCCCACAUGGAAAAGCACCGGAGCUCACAGGAUCACGGUUGUCGGCUGUGUGGACGCCGCUUCCGCGAGCCAUGGUUCCUCCAAAGUCAUAUGCGCACUCAUCGGGUCAAAGACCAGUUGCCGGGCAGAAGCAACGAGCCACCCGCCACAAUCAAUGAAGUUCCCCAGGACCCAGCAACCCUGAUACAUAACGAGUGCCUCUAUGAGCUCUGUGCUGGCUGUGGUUACUUCUUCUGUGACCGGGAGACCUUACGAACACACGAGAAGCUUCAUAAAAAGAACCACCGCCACACUCCAACACAAACUCCACCACGAGAUAGUGAGGCCUCUGAGCAGGAGAUUGCCAAGAGGUAUUUUAUGCAAAGUCUGAGCCUCACACACGCUGGUGCUAAGGAUCCCUCAGAGGAAAAACGCCUGGGCUUGAGAAUCCCACAGCUGGAUCCAGUUUGUAGUUACCAGGCGUGGCAGUUGGCCACAAGGGGACGAUUAGUGGAGGCCACAGAGAAACGGGAGGAGAGAGGAGCUGAUGCUAAGUUGCCACAUGACACAGACAAGGGUGAGAAUGUUCCCCUGAAGCAAAAGAAGAAGAGAGAGCGAAUCAACACCUCCUGUUCUAAUGUUAAGAAGAAGAAGGUGGACGCAGUCCCUGAUCCCACGUCACCCCCCUUGGCCCACACUAAAGGUGGCGACAAGAAGAAUUGCCACAAGGAUCAUAGCCUGUUCAACGGACUUGGUCAUGCAUUCUAUGAAGCACUGCAAAAUAAGACACCUAAACCAAGCAACAGUAUCAGGAGCCAAGACCAGGAGGAUAAAAAACCCUACUUCUGCAAACACUGUGAUUUCCACACCGUCGAUGCAUCACAACUCAGGUCCCACCUGCACAAGGACCACCAGGACCUCCUGGAGUCCCACGGCAGACACAGCACCAUUUUGGACAUUAUAAGCCAGAGUGGUCCCAAAACCUCAAGACAUCCUCAAAAUGUUCCAGAGGUCAAACGGCCAGGACAGACCUGUGAUGACGCCGUCAGCCUUCUCAAUCUGUCUGCUUUACCUGCUCAUGAAGGAGACGGUACGGUGGAUUUUUCAGUUAAAACCGAGGGCAUUGUGAGACAACAGUGUCCAUACUGUUCACAUACCACCAACUACCCAGAGGUACUUUGGGUCCAUCAGCGCGUGGCGCACCGCGUGGAUGGCAGCAGCUCUGUGGCACCUAAGUGGGCACCGUGCACUAACAGUCUCAAGAUCCUAAAGGCAGGCACCUCUCAGUGGAGACGCACAGGGCCGCCACCCUUCCUUGAAGGCAAGGACUGUCCAGCUUUACCUGCUCCUAGAAGUCAACGCACACAAGCCCCGGACGUCUCAACCCCAAACCCCUCGGCAAGGACCCAGUCUCAGUCCAAAACCCACUCACAUGUCCCCAAGUCCAAGCACUCCUCAAAGGACUCGCACUCCUCAGAUGGGACAUACUCGAGUGCGAGGAUGGGACUCCUACCUCAAAAGAAGUCUGCUGGACACAAUAGGGCAGUGGAGGGGGGAAGUAAAAAUCCCAGUCCCCAGGCUACUUCCUCCAGCAGUAUUGUGCACAGCAAGAGUGACUCUAGUUUCCAGCCAACCAGCAGCCCCAAACACAGAGGCCACAGAGCCGCCGUGGAGGGAAACUUCCCUCAAGAGGGUUUAGGUUUUAUGUUGGCCCGGAGUUACGAUAGGCCUUUGUCUAACCCAGCUGCAGAGAGACUCCGUCCUCGCAGGCAUUCGUAUGACUCCUCUUCAGGUCUCAAGGGCCCCGAUCUGUGGGCUCCCGUGAACACGUGGGGGCUGCAAGGGAGCAAAGCAUAUUUUGAACCACUCCUUUUUGCUCAGGGAAAAAGGGAGUCAGCAGGAGAAAUGCCAAUGGACGUUGAUAUUCUGAGUCUCCUGAAGAAUUACAAUCCCCACGACCUGGCUGCUCUCUAUCAGCACUGGGGCUUCAUCGACCCCAGGAUUGAACCACAAGCAAUGUUGCAGUUAAAUGGAUAUUUUGAAAACCAUUCCUCCUCUGAAGCUUCCAAACAAACAAACAGCCGCUCCACUUCGUCCUCAGGGUCUCUUCAUAAAGAAACGUGAAGAAGGCGCGUCGCCUUCCAGUCGGCUUUCGGGGGAACAAAAUAAAGGAACCAGCCAUAACUUGUAAAGAAACAGGGCACGGGAUAGUAAAGCAGUAUGUAACUGCAUGUAAAGCAGUGAGUUGCACUGGUUGCUUUAUUUGAAGUGUUAAGCAUGCUGUUGUUUUUAUUUAUGUUAAAGUUAUUGAGACACACGUGGACAUAAUGAGGCAAAAUCACUGAGACGUAUGGGUCAACAUCUCAGAAUGGAAGUGAAUUGAGAAGCUAGAGUUUAAAAGGACAAAAUAAUCUUCUAUAAAGUACUCAGACAUUUGAUGGAGAAAAUAAUCCAAUAAAGUAAUAGAAAAACGUACAAAUACAGAUGCCACUAAAACAUUCAGAAUCAAAUGUAAGCUAUGCCAAGAAUGCUUCACCUCACUGUUAACUAUCUAUGCACAUUCAGGCGUUCACUUUGAUGACCAUGAUGGAGCCUAUGAGCUUUUUUAUUUUUUUUGGAUUCAGGACUAUUGCUACAGGGCAUCAAAUAAUAAUAAUAAUAAUAAUAAUGUCAGUUUACACUUUCUUUUCAGUUCUAGUGAACCUCAACAGCAUCCCAUGACACAGGCAGCAGCUUCAUUAGAGCUUAAACAGACCAGGGUCCAGGCACCAGCACCGUUAGUUCACCAUCCCACACGGUAAAAGCACAGGAUGCACUACUGAUGUUAUUAUAACAAUGAAUGCUGAGCAACAAUCUGAUGUCAUGAAGUGGCUUUAAUUAAAGAAAAAAAGCAAGAAAGGCCAUUUAAUGUCUCUACAAAAUCACUAAGAUGAUUAUUAUUCACCCUAUUUUGGACACAUCUGCCAUAAUAACAAUAACAACAAACCACUGUCAGUAAACUAUUAACAGGCUGGGUAGAAGGGGACCCUCUUUAAAGGCACAAUGGUUUUUAUUAUUUAACUUAAAUUUUUCUAGUGUGUCGUGGCACAACAACAUUGAAAAGCAGUGCUCUGCUUCAAUUUACCAUUCAUCUCAGAUCAGGGACACGGUGUAAACACCCGCACUCGUUCUAUAUUGUGCGAGUAAAGUAGCAGUUGAAUUCUGUCACGUUUGUUUAUAGCUAGAAGUUGUAGCUCUUAUUUCAGGGAUGUGGUGCGGACUCACAUCUGCCAUUGAGCGACUGAAAGCAGGUUUAAAGACUGUAAAAUAUUUGUUGUUGACUUUUUUUCAAAAUUGACCUCAUUCUUAUUUUGUUUUCCUGUGUUUUCCGUUUGUAGUAUGUUCCCGUUCAUGCUAUUUAAUUCCAUUGAUUCUGUGUAUUCAUCUUCCAUAGAGGAACGGUCUAUGCAUUUGACAGAAAGCCAUCAAGUUAUAUAGAUUCUUGGGAGAUCUUGCGAAUACAUAAUUUAUUAUUGGAGUAUUAAUGCUGACUUUAUUUAAUGAGAUUGUUUUGUUUGCUAAGAGUGAUAUUUAACACUCCCAAAGUACUUGAUAUUUGUAGUAACAACAGAAAAUGUUUUUUCGGUGACUCACUGAAGUUGAGGUCGGAGUUCAGGGUCGGCAGUGAGACAGGUUUUGUUGAGCCUUUAAUCUUUUAUUUUGAAACUGUUGUUUGUAAAAAAAGAGACUGUGAGACAGUGAUGUUUUGUGAAAGCCUGAAGCUUAAAGUUCUUUUUGUGUGACUGUAAACAUGUUUCAUGGAUAAAUAAUAAAUAUGUUGGCAUUAGAAUUUCUAUUUUCACCACUUCUACAUCUGUAAAGUUAUUCAAAUAAAGUUGGUUAAUUCUG
Molecule: messenger RNA, 4958 nt
Organism: Solea solea (common sole)
Lineage: Eukaryota; Metazoa; Chordata; Actinopteri; Pleuronectiformes; Soleidae
Product: zinc finger protein 516-like
Exons: 5
Coding region: 591-3194 (867 amino acids)
Biological process (GO): regulation of DNA-templated transcription
Cellular component (GO): nucleus
Molecular function (GO): RNA polymerase II cis-regulatory region sequence-specific DNA binding; DNA-binding transcription factor activity, RNA polymerase II-specific
Source: RefSeq, a predicted model, not a curated record